AUGUCUCCUCCUGAUCCCCCGAAUAUUGCUCGACAUCGCACUCCGGCAUCCGACACGCGUCCCCAUGCAUCUAGAAACCCUUCGUCCUCUAUUCAGCAGGCCGAAUCGCUUAUCCUGCCAGACGGCCCAGUCAGUGAAGAGGCUGUGGAACUCCUCGACGAAUUUGUUCAUGGGACCCAUACAGGGGACUCUUUAACCGAUAUUGCGGAGAACGACCACCGCAAUGACCACCACAGUCAGCCGUGGUGGAAAACACCCUCUUCUUGGUGGCUUAUCGUGUUGCUGCCAUUUGGAGCCUUGGCUUCUACUGCCACCCUUGCACCUCGGAUUGAAAUACUCACCAUCCUAGCGUGCAGCGUUAUCAAGCCUGAAAUAUUCGAUGUCGGAAAAAACUCCAGCUCGCUGUCGCCUUUCAUUAGUCUGGUCCCACUUGUUAACUCCACUGGUCUCAAUUCCCUUGCAAGCCCCGGAUCAGGCAUUCCGCAGACGUGUGCUCAAGAUCCCGAUGUACAAGCAGCCGUUGCCCAACUAAGUGCAGUGCUGACGGCGACAAUGGGCGUCCUUAGUUGUCUAACAACUGCCUGGUGGGGCUCGUUCUCUGACCGUUAUGGUCGCACACGCGUUAUGGGCAUUUCCCUCCUGGGCUUACUGAUGAACGAUCUCAAUUUUAUCUUUGUUACGCGUUUCUUCCGUUAUGCUCCCGGCGGAUACUGGUUUCUCCUCGUUGGUCCCAUUAUUGAAGGCUCCGUUGGCGGUUUGGCAAGCUCCAUAGCUGCGAUGCAUGCCUACGUUGCCGAUACCACUACCUCACAUGGCCGGUCUCGCAUACUUUCUCUAUCCUUAGGCCUUAUGUUCACUGGAGUGGCAUUGGGACCGGCGUUAGGAAGUUUGCUUAUUCGAGCAACGCAUCACACUCUCUCAGUCUUCUACGCCGCCACCGUCGCGCAUUUGAUUUAUGCGUCAGUGGUUUGGUUUAUCGUCCCGGAAUCCUUGACAAAGCGCCAAAUGCAUGAAUUCAAAGUCAAGCACAUCGAAAACGAAGCGAUCUUCCGCGACAGAGACAGAUCUACUAAUUCGCUAGCCACGGAAACUGUCAUACAGAUUCGCAAUCUGUUCCGGUUCCUACGCCCACUGGCAAUAUUCUUCCCAACCAUGGUAGAGACGAAGCGGGGCCCCCGCCGGGAUUGGAGCCUGGCCUUAGUAGCUGCGUCGUAUGGUUUUACCAUCUCUAUCAUGGGCUCUUAUGUGUACAAGUUCCAAUACGCAGCAUCAGCGUUUGGUUGGUCUGCCGAGACGAUUGGCUACUGGAUCAGUCUUGUCGGCGCAGUCCGCGCAGCAUUCCUGGCCCUUAUCCUCCCUGUCAUUAUCCAGUUACUGAAGCCCAAGGCCACACCGGCGUCUGCAGAGACUGAACCCCUACUAUCUUCGUCUUCUGAGCCUAGUGGAUCGUCCCAAAGACCCUCCCCGACGUCGUCACCCCGCUCUUUACUUGAAAUCCACUCCCCUUCCUUUGACCUCAGCCUCGCCCGUGCCUCACUCCUCGUUGAAAUCGUUGCCUAUUCACUUAUGGCAAUGGCACAAGCACCUUUGCCGUUCACCAUCUUCGCAAUGCUCGGAUCGUUCGGCGCUGGCUUCUCUCCUGCCAUACAAAGUGCUGCUAUAGAACUCUACGUCCGGAGAGGUGGCCGGGAGAAUGGCAGACUGUACGGAGCUUUAAGCGUGGUACAAGCACUCUGUUCCCAGAUUCUUGGGCCUGCAAUCUUCGGUUUUACUUAUGUGCGAACAGUGGCGACAUAUCCUCGUGCCAUAUUCUUCCUGUCCGUGGCUGCGGUAUUCAGCGCCUUCGUCCUGCUGGGAUUUGUUAGAAUCCCCAAACAUGUGGAGAUGAUGCAGAGGGGAACGGUCAAUAUCCCAAGAAACCAUGAAAUAUCACUGCCCGUUUAA
Molecule: messenger RNA, 1944 nt
Organism: Pleurotus ostreatus (oyster mushroom)
Lineage: Eukaryota; Fungi; Basidiomycota; Agaricomycetes; Agaricales; Pleurotaceae
Exons: 11
Coding region: 1-1944 (647 amino acids)
Biological process (GO): transmembrane transport
Cellular component (GO): membrane
Molecular function (GO): transmembrane transporter activity
Source: RefSeq, a predicted model, not a curated record